Molecule: messenger RNA, 4470 nt
Organism: Syngnathus acus (greater pipefish)
Lineage: Eukaryota; Metazoa; Chordata; Actinopteri; Syngnathiformes; Syngnathidae
Product: HHIP-like protein 1
Exons: 14
Coding region: 972-3836 (954 amino acids)
Cellular component (GO): membrane
Source: RefSeq, a predicted model, not a curated record
UGCUGAGGAGGGUAGAAAUGGGUAGAGAUGGGGAGGGGGAGUUGGAAAGUUGCAACUUCAGGGCAACGCAGACCACAUGGAAUGCUUGUGUGUUUGGAGGCGAGUAAAGGCAUAGAAGCGAGACGCGGACAGGAGGUGGAGGAAAGACGCAAAGAGGGAGGGACCUCGAGUGAGCUGCAGCGUGGCUCGCUGCAUGUCGGAAUGAAAUGAAAGGAGCUCUCUCUCCCCUGCUGUCUAGAUUUAGGCUGUCCGAUCACCGUAGCUAGCGAGCACAUGUCCUGAGAAAACAAAACAGGACAGACAGAAAGCAACGUUAGGCGUUCAUUUCCUUUUUUAAUUUUUAGUGGUUUGCACCUCUGGGGAGCCUGGGUUGCAUCUUUACCAUGUGGCUGCUUUCGUAAGGAUUGCUCAGCAUCCGGCAAAUGUUUUGGGCAAUUUGUCAUGUGACAGGCAUGAGGAUUCUGAACUUUUUUCAAGGUUGAGGAUCAAGGAUUGACACUUUCUGGGGAGACAUUGAGGACUGCAGCGGAAACAUCAACAUAUCACCUGAGCAGAUGCGCUGCAGUUUUCUCAAAGAAAGCACUGGACCUGGAUCACUGGAACUUUCUUUUUUCUUUGUUUUUCUUUUGUUACUCUUAGAAAAGCUUGUCAUGCAGGUGUGAUAUGCGGGUGGACUGUUCAAAAUUACCCCAAGUGAGCUGUCGGACAAUUUUGCAAACAGGUGUGAUGAGCGCUCAGUGUGUUUGAUGCACACGCACUAAACUCCUGGAACAUCAUCACCGCUUGACAAUCAGACGUUAUUUCAUCUAAAUUUAAUAAUGGUGUUGAAUAUGCAUAUUCUCCCAUGACGCCUAUUCCCAACACUAUUUUGUUUUUAUUUACAUCUAACUUCACAUCACAUACACAGCAUUCACAAGCUGCACUUUACUAGCAAGUUAAGUCAAACCCUACUGAAUUGUAUUUAAAAGAAAAUGACCAUGCCAAAAUGCACCAUGAACCAACACCAGAUCCCAGGAUGGGACUUUCCACCGCAUCUCCUUCUUCCCAUCCUGCUGCUGCUCACCCAAGCGGGGUGGGGGGGCUGUCAUCCUCAGUGUUUAGAUUACAAACCACCGUUCGAGCCCCAGAAGCCACUGCUCUUCUGCAAAGAGUACGCCAAAUUCGGAUGCUGUGAUGACGAACAGGAUCAUCAGUUGUCAAUCCGGUUUUACACGAUCAUGGAGCACUUUGAUCAUUCUGGUUAUGUCACCUGCGGAAGGUACAUACGCAGCAUCCUCUGCCAGGAGUGUUCACCAUAUGCUGCCCACCUGUACGACGCAGAAGAUGCUAACACACCCAUGCGCAUUUUGCCGGGACUGUGUGGCAACUACUGCAAUGACUACUGGAACCAGUGUAGAUACACACUGAGUCUUCUCCUGGACGACAAGGGGUACCCUGGGCAGUAUGCAAAUCUGUCCGCCACUCUCGAAGAAAAUCACAGACUCUUCCGUGAAUUUCUGGAGCUGAAAGACAAUCAGUACUGCUACCCUAAUGUCUUGACAAAUGCAGAACUGAAUGCUAACCUGGGUUUGGUUCGAGAGGACCCCGAGGGCUGUCUAGAGAUAUGCCUGCAGGAAGUUGCAAACGGGCUCCGGAACCCGGUGGCUAUGAUCCACGCAGAUGACGGAACACAUCGUUUCUUUGUGGCUGAGCAACUGGGCUACGUGUGGGUCUACCUGCCCAACGGCUCCAGGAUAGAUCGGCCAUUCCUCAACCUCACUCGGGCUGUCCUGACAUCACCUUGGGCUGGAGACGAGAGGGGAUUCCUGUGCAUCGCCUUGCAUCCAAGGUUCACCACUGUGAGAAAAGCUUAUGUUUACUACUCAGUGUCUGUCAAGAAGGAGGAGAGGAUACGCAUCAGCGAGUUCACACUGUCGGUACAUGAUGACAACCAACUUGACCACAACUCAGAGAGAACCCUCCUGGAGCUGAGAGAACCCGCAUCCAAUCAUAAUGGGGGGCAGCUUUUAUUUGGCCAUGACGGAUAUUUGUACAUCUUCAUUGGUGAUGGUGGUCGGGCCGGGGACCCUUUUGGAAAAUUUGGCAACUCACAGAAUAAGUCAACACUUCUUGGAAAGGUGCUACGGAUUGACAUCAACAAUAAUGAUGAUGGUGCCCCGUACAGCAUCCCUUCAGACAACCCAUUUGUCGGAGAGAAGGGUAGCUUCCCAGAGAUUUAUGCGUACGGCGUGCGCAACAUGUGGCGUUGCUCGAUUGACCGUGGAGAUCCGAAGACCGGCGUCGGUCGAGGCAGAAUGUUUUGUGGUGAUGUAGGGCAGAACAAAUUUGAGGAAAUAGACCUCAUACUUAAAGGAGGCAAUUAUGGAUGGAGAGCAAAAGAAGGCUUCAGCUGCUACGAUCGCAAACUCUGUCGUAACUCUUCGCUGGAUGACAUCUUGCCCAUCUUUGCCUACCCCCACAAGUUGGGCAAAUCAGUGACAGGGGGAUACAUCUACAGAGGUUGCCAGAUGCCCAACCUGAAUGGACUCUACAUCUUCGGGGACUUCAUGAGCGGGCGUCUGAUGUCCUUGAAGGAGAAUGAGGCAACAGGUGAAUGGCAGUACAACGAGAUCUGUAUGGGAAGAGACCAGACCUGCAUGUUCCCCAAACUCAUCAACAGCUACUAUAAAUACAUCAUUUCUUUUGCAGAGGAUGAGGCGGGUGAAUUGUACUUUCUUGCCACGGGUGCUCCAAGUGCAACAGCCAGAGCAGGGAUUAUUUAUAAAAUAGUGGAUCCCUCCAGGCGAGCUCCACCAGGUCGAUGUGCCAUCAAGCCCUCCCCAGUAAAGAUAAAGGGGAAAUUACUUCACUUCUAUCCCAAAGAAGAAUUUGUGAUCGAUAAGAAGCCGACGACCACACCGGUGCCCACGACAACCGCAAGAAAAAUACCACCAACCAGAACAACAACAAGAAGAAUUACAAUACUGCCACCAAGAACAAGACAACCCUUGCCCCAACCACCAACACCUGCACCUACGAGAAAACACAAAAGGACACCUCCACCAACAAUAAGAACAACACCAUCAACAAAGGCUCGCACCACCUUGGUCAAAGCUACACCCACCGGUUAUCGCUCGGCUCUCUACACCGCAGCCUCCUCACGGACUCAAACCACAAAGGCCACUUCGACAAGAAGAUAUAUGAGACCCCCUCUACCCCACCGAACAUUAACCUUGCUACGGCCUCCUCCUCCUCUGUCCACAAAGCAAACCUACACGGCUUUGACCACUGGACGUUAUCCAAGGAGGUGGACAACGCCGCGGCCAUCAUAUUGGACCCCGAAGCCCACAACCUAUAAGCCUCAGAGACCGCCAAUAUAUACCACUCAGACAAAAACAGAAGAAGGGAAGCUUGGGUUAGUAGAGAAGACAGACAACACAGAAGGGUAUGAAGGUAACCAAGUGAAUAAGAGGCCCAGGGGAGGAAGCAGGGGUUACGAUUACAAAAGAGUAAGAGCGGGUGGAAGGAUGCGUGUUGGCUCGGUUCGUUUGGUAAGCCCAGAUGGUCUGUCGGACCGAGGCCGAAUUGAGAUCUUUAUCCGUGGAGAGUGGGGCACAGUGUGCGACGACCUUUUCACCACUAAGGCGGGUACGGUAGUGUGUCGACAGCUGGGCUUCAGCACGGCGCUCGCUGUAAUGAAAAGGGCAGCGCUAGGCCAGGCGGAUCGCAGCGUCAGGAUCUACUUGGAUGACGUGGAGUGUGAGGGCGGGGAGAAGUCGCUGCUCGAGUGCAAGCGGUCCAGAGUUGGGAAGCACAACUGUUCCCACGCAGAGGAUGUGGGGGUGAUCUGUGGUUAGCCUCAGUACAGAGACCUGGCCGGAGAAAAGUACUGUCGAGUCAAAAACUGCCGUGGAUAUUACAUAGGUUGUCACAACUAAUACACUUUAUUCUUUAUUGGUAGUUGCAUAUUUGUGUUGAACGGGCCAUGCAUGUGGUACCUGGGUCUUCAAUGGGGAUUUUCCGGACUGAUGCACCUCCUAAUACCACCACUAUCAGAUGGCAAUUACAGAAAUUAUUAAUACUAUGCAAUGCUAUGUACGUUUUCUUAAGGAAUUCACAAUGUUUAUUCCUCGAAUAUCAUGACAAAACAUUUAAAGAAAAUCCAUCAUACUCACCAGAAAUUCUGAUUAUUACUGUGCAUGUAUCACUUCAGACACAUUUUACUCGUCAACCAAUCAGAAUGGGAAAAUGCUGACGUCUUCAAGAGCCAGCUAGUUGGCCCGGUGAGAACAAGUUUGAAAUCUGAUUGGUUAACAAAACAGCCUCUUUGCUAAUAUUUUUUAUGAGCUGAUAGAUGCUCAAAUCUUAUUGGAGAGAAACUCCUACUUCCAAAUAGUACAUAUAUUAAAAGCAGUGGAGCCCAGAGAAGCACUAUUAAAUAAAGGGAAUAGUUUAUUGGGAAUAAGUUAUUUGGGAAUUAUUUGCAAUAUG